This is a messenger RNA of Acaromyces ingoldii, 4040 nucleotides long. RefSeq lists its product as hypothetical. Gene Ontology annotation, molecular function: cysteine-type deubiquitinase activity. The record is from RefSeq and is a predicted model, not a curated record. The transcript has 5 exons. Gene Ontology annotation, biological process: protein deubiquitination. Lineage: Eukaryota; Fungi; Basidiomycota; Exobasidiomycetes; Exobasidiales; Cryptobasidiaceae. Bases 166 to 3900 code for a protein of 1244 amino acids.
AGAGGAGCAUAUAGAGGGAGCUGCGAGGGGACCGGGGAAAGCAUCACCAGCCUUUGGGCCGCCGGCGGGCCACGGCGGGCUGUGGUGGUAGCCGCUGCGCGCAGUCGAGCGCAGCAUCUCAGUCGCCGAUCCUUUGUCGUCGUCGUCAGCAGCAGAAGCCGCAGCAUGGUCGCCAAUGGAUCUAGUGGUGGCGGUGGCGGCGCCAUCCUGGGUCCCCCGCCGUCAUCGGAGGGCCUCGCAGCGCUGCUCUCGGCGUCUACCUCGGACAAUGCCUCGCCGCAUACAGAGCCGUCGACGUCGUCGUCGUCGUCAUCGCGCCCACCGCGGCUGAGCCCCACCAAGGCGUCUUCCUUGGCCCCCUCGCCGACCAAGCCUGGAAAUGGCAGUGGCAGCGGCAGUGGCAGCGGGAGUAGGAGCAACAGCAGCAGCAGCGGCACAACAAAAGACGCAGCGCUGCUCUCGUCGAGCCACCCACACAACCUCCGCAAGCUGGCCCGGACAGGCCUCGAGCCGAGCUUCAGCGUCAAGAGCUACAUUGGCGCGGCGAGUGCGCUGCUGGAAAAGGCAAAGUCGGACGAUGCCCAAGGGCUGGCCGAGCAGGCCUUUGUCAACUACCUCAAGAGUGCAAACGUCGCAUCGUCCAUCACCAAGCACGUCGAGUGGGAAAAGACGAUCCAGCAGCGCGGGCCGGCCUUCUACCGCUACCAGGAUUUCAUGAAGAAUGUGCCCGACAUCAUCCAGCGUGCCAACCGGCUCGAGGAGCUCCUGAUCGCGCGUGAGGCCGCACGGGCCGAGGAGGCCAAGUCGGCCGUGCUUAUGCAGGCGUCGCGGCAGCGGCAGGGGUCAGGACAGGGCCAGGAGCUGGGACUGGGACUGGGGCAGGAACAGGGCCAAACGAUUAACCAGGGCAGGCGACCGCAGGAGGAGGACAUCGACGAUGUCCAAGGCGGAGGCACCGAUGCUGCCGAUGUCGCUGGCUUCCCCGCGGCGGCCAUCCCGGGUCACUCGCCCUCACCCCCGGCCUCGCCAGCUCUUGAGACAGAGACACCCCGGGCCGCGACACCGACGCUGAGCAGCAGUGCACUGGCCACCACCACUACUACUACCAGCGGCAGCGGCGGCACCAAGGCCGGCCAGGCGCCAGCCACGCUCGCCGACCGGCUGAGCGUACUGCGCAUGUCGGGCCUUCCCUCGCCUGCUGCUGCUGCUGCUGCGGCAGGCGCGAGGGACGACAGGAAGCGCGACACCAUGGCUUCGAUUGCCCGGCGAGCGUCCGUCUCGGCGCAGGCAACGGGUGCAAACGAUGGCAUCGAUGGCGGCGAGGACCACCUCCCGCCGCCACCGGAGUCGCCGCAUCGAGCGCCGCCAGAGCUGCCAGCAGGCCUUGACGACCAACAGGGGCAGCAGCACCAGCAGCAGCAAGCUCGAAAUGAUGGCGUGCCCACCGAGUCGUACUUCCAGCGCACCUACCCGGCUCUCGACGACUUUGAGUCGGCACUUGGUCAUCCGGCCUCGUCGACGGGGCUACCCACGCCGUCCGACGGCCUUCCGCCGGCACUCAAGUCGCCUGCGCGGCCGCUGCCUACGCCUCCUAUCCCCUCGUCCUCGUCCUCGUCCUCGUCGCUGGCCACUGCUGCUGGGCCGUCGUCCACCGCAGCGCCCGAGCAGGCGCUCCGGCACGACGACGCACAGUCCUGGAGCCUGCCCCAGCGGACGCUCGUCUCUGUCGAGGAACUCUUUACGCUCCUCAACCCGGGCUUUGACACGCUCGUCGAUGCCCAGGGCAACAAGCGCAUGGUCCGCAAGACCACCUCGCGCAUCCUCGUCGCAGAUGUGCGGCCGAGAAGAGAGUACCGCGAGAUGCGGGUAAAGGGCCCCGACAGCUUCUGCAUCGAUCCUUCGAGCCUCGUGGCUGGCAUGAGCGUCCAGGGCAUCCGCCACGCCAUGGGCUCCGAGGGCGAGCUGGCCGCUUUUGACGCCAGGGACAGCUACGACGUCGUCGUCCUCCUCGACCGCGACUCGCGCGGCUAUCUCGGGUCCAGCGGCCAUCUCGGCUCCAGCAGCAUGUCUCAGCAGCAGCAACAAGAACAGCACGACGCGACCCAGGUCAAGGGCGCCCAGCUCAACCUCGAGCUCCUCUACCGCGCCCUGACGGCCAACUCAAAGACACCUGUCGCCCUCCUCGUCGGUGGCAUUGAUCGGUGGGCGCGAAAGGUGGGCGACAUGGGCUUGGUCGGCGAGGGCAUCCACGUCAAUGGCACGAGCAGCAGCCCCAGCACCAGCAGCGGCCGCACGUCGCCCACUCAGCAGCGCGUGGCUGUGGCCGCGACCCAGGACGAGGAGCUGAAGCGGGCCCGGAGACAGGGCAUCUAUGUCGCCGACGGGCCCUCGAUGCCUGCGCGGGCGUACCAGUCGACGUCUGGCCAGCGUCCCGCGUCGACGGUGGGCUAUGCGCUGCCCUCGCCGCUGCCCCGCAGCCUGCGUCCGGGCGAGAUCAUGCCCUCGUCCGUCUCGCGGCCCACGAUGGCCUCGUUUGACUAUCCCCAGCUCCGCGGUGGGCCUGCGCCACCGCCGCCGGCCGUCAACGGCACCUCGUCACGGGGGUCCUCAUCCACCGCCACUGCCACUUCUUCCACGGCGGCAACGGCCGCGGCGGGCCAGGGCAGGACCCAGUCGAUGGACCUGGCACGGCGGCCACUCGUACCCCCACCCGGUGGCGCACCCAUCGCGUCGACUACGACGCCGCGCACCGCCAGCUACACGACGCCCGGCGCACGGCAGACGCAGCGGGCCGACGUGCGCAUCGGCCUCACGGGACUCAAGAACGUCGGCAACUCGUGCUACAUGAACUCGACGCUGCAGUGCCUCAGCGCCACGAUUCCCCUCGCCCGCUUCCUCCUCGAGGGCUCGUACAAGCGCGCAAUCAACCACGUCAACCCGCUCGGCACCCAGGGCGCCCUCGCCGAGGCCUUUGCCCAGCUCGUGCGCGUCAUGUGGUCCGAGCAGUACACCUUUGUGUCGCCCGUCACUUUUCGCGAGGCAAUCACCCGCUUUGCCCCCGCCUUUCGCGGCUACGACCAGCACGACGCCCAAGAGUUUCUCGCCUUCUUGCUCGACGGCCUCCACGAGGACCUCAACUACGUCAAGCAGAAGCCGCCGCCCGUCGACAUGACGCCCGGCAGGGAGCUCGAGCUCGAGACGCUGCCCCAGCAGGUCGCCAGCGUCAAGGAGUGGGCCAUCUACCGCGAGCGCAACGACUCGCUCAUCGUCGACUGGUUCCAGGGUCAGUUUCGCAACAAGCUCACCUGCCUCACGUGCGGCAAGACGUCGACGACGUACAAUGCCUUCAUGUACCUCUCCCUGCCCAUCCCCGCCACGACGCGGGGCCAGCCCCGGGUGACGCUGACGCAGUGCCUCGACGCCUUUACGCGCGACGAGAUCCUCGACAAGGCCGACGCAUGGCACUGCCCACGCUGUAAGAAGCCGCGCAAGGCCAGCAAGCGCCUCAGCAUCUCGCGCCUGCCCCAGGUGCUCCUCAUCCACCUCAAGCGUUUCAGCUUUAAGGGGCCCUUUACCGACAAGAUUACCGCCCAUGUCCAGGUGCCCACGACGAACCUCGACCUGACAAACUACAUGCCCCCACCGCUGCCGCCCGGCGCCAUCCCCAAGGGCGCCCCCGUCAGCGCCAGCCAGCAGCCGCCGUACGUGUACGACCUGUAUGCGUGCGUCCACCACUUUGGCUCCCUCACGGGCGGCCAUUACACGGCGACGAUCCGGACGCAGGGCGAGGCGGGGCCCGAGUGGAUGUACUGCGACGACAGCCGGGUGAUGAAGUCGGACGACCGGCAGAUCAACAGCCCCUCGCCAUACCUCCUCUUUUACUUUCGACGGGGCCGCUGAGAGCCGCGCCAUCAUCACCUCUGAAUCAUUUAUCAUUCCUUCGUCUUUCCCCCUGCUUGACUCGCUCGCUUGCAUCCAUCCACCCAUCCCACCUUCAAUCAUUCAUCAUACUCUCUUGGCAAUGUGGAUCGGUCUUUUCC